This is a messenger RNA of Rangifer tarandus platyrhynchus (Svalbard reindeer), 531 nucleotides long. Lineage: Eukaryota; Metazoa; Chordata; Mammalia; Artiodactyla; Cervidae. The record is from the annotation of a GenBank genome assembly.
AUGACUGUAACGAGUGUGGACAGGUACUUGGCUCUCGUCCAGCCAUUUCGACUGACAAGCUGGAUAACCAGGAACAAGACAAUCUGCAUCAAUCUGGGCCUCCAGGCAGCUUCCUUCAUUCUGGUGUUGCCUGUCUGGGUCUACUCGAAGGUCAUCAAAUUUAAAGACGGCGCUGAGAGUUGUGCUUUUGAUUUAACAUCCCCUGACGAUGUACUCUGGUAUACUCUGUAUGUGAUGAUAAUAAGUUUCUUUUUCUCUUUGCCCUUGAUUUUGAUGCACUAUAUUUUAAUUUUAUGCUAUACUUGGGACAUGUAUCAACAGAAUAAGGAUGCAAGAUGCUACAAUCUCAGUGAUCCAAGGCAGAGAGUGAUGAAUCUGACCAAGAUGGUGCUGGCGCUGGAGGCAAUCUUUAUCCUGAGUGCCGCCCCCUAUCACGUGAUGCAACUGGUGAACUUACUUGGUGAAGCAGCCCUCAGUGGCUUUCUAUCUGAGAUAUCACCUCUCCAUUUGUCCCAGCUAUGCCAGCAGUAG